UUUUAACUCCUGAAGGGACAUUUGACCUUAAGACUUAUUGAGACAACAACGGCCAUCAAGCAUUUUUUCGGCAUCAAUGGACGAUCUGGAUAAAAGAGGGAAAAUGGCACGAAUUAAAAAAAAAUAAUUGUGUUUUUGUUCUGGCAAGAGCGCUUAUAUCAUGGAAAAGAGCAUUUUAAGUAUCAGUUCAGCAGCUGGGUUAUCAGUGUCGCCACAGACGCCGGUCUCUGAUCAGGUGACAGGGCCGCUGCAACCGCGUGCCGGCAGGUGGCUCGAGCCGGAGGACGGGACCGGACGGAAAAGCGCCCAGGACGCCGCCAGUACAGAGAAGGACCACAAGACAGAAUCAGACUAUUUGAAGGCUGAGACUUCAUCACCAUUCAGCCUUCAGGAGUCGGCAGAUGCAAUCAUUUCUGUCCAUAUGUUAGAAUGUAAAACAAGUCUUCUUGAAGCCGUUGAGGAGUUACGCAUCCGCAGGGAUGCCGAAAUACGUUUUGAAGACCAGAUUAAUAAACUUGUGCUGGAAAAACAAGAAUUAGAAUGGGAAAAGGAAUCCCUUCAAAAUCAAACAGAUACUUUAAAAAGUCAGCAGACAGAUGCUUUAACUGCUCUCAAGAAAAAGUUUCAGGCAAGAAUCAGAGGAAUUGAAGGAGAGAAGGGAAAACAUCAACUAACAACAGAAUUAAGGGAUAAAGAGAUCAAUAGUCUCAAGGAAGAGCUAAAAUCACUGCAGGUGUUCAAGUUCAGUUUGCAGAAGAAACUAAGUGAACUGGAGCAGAAACUACAGUUGCAGACUCAAACCAAGGACAAUCACCUAAACCAGAUAAGCGAAGCUGAAAAACGUUUUGAAACCAUUUCUCGUCAGUGUGUUAUGGUUAAGCAGUUUCAUGAGAAACUAGAACAAAAUGUUGAAGAAGCGAUGAGGCUAAAUAAAAAACUUACUCUUCUGAAUUACAAUCAAGAAGCCACCAUAUUCAGAUUGAAAAAGGAUAUUGAGAAACUUAAUAAAGAGCUAAUUAAAUCCAGAGUGUCAUCUCAUUGCAAAAGGGGAGAUGAAAGCAUGCAUCGCACAUUACAGGAGCAAGAGAUACAGCAGCUUCAACACAAACUUCUUGUGGAAACAGAAAUGACCAAAAGGCUGACUAAAGAGAAUGCCACCAUACGAGAAGAAAAACAGGAGGUUAUGAACUCCCUAAAGCAUGCCCAGCAGCUGCUGCAACGACAGACUGAGGCAAUUGGUAGAGUGGAACUGGAGUUGAAUGCUCAGAGAGAGGAACAUCAGGCCCUUAAAAGAGACAAUGAACUGUUCAGAGAGAAGAUCAAAGAAAAAGAAGACAAAUUUAUCAGUCUAACAGAGGAAUGCCAAAAUUCUAAAGCAAUUUGGGAAAAAGAGCAGAUGAGAUUACAGGAGAAAAUUCAGCAAACACAGGAAAAGCUCAGAUCUCACAAGGAAGCAUAUGAUUAUCUCCAUGAGCAGCACAACCAGCUAUCAUCCUGCAGUGUCCAGCAAGCAGAGCAAAUACAAAUGCUAAAGCAUAAUUUAAAAGUUUUCAGCGUUGAUGUAAAGCCCAAAAAGCACAAUGGCUCUGAUAAUGAGAUUAAAGAAGUGUGUGCUCCAAGACAUGAAGUAAACUCGCCUUUAAUAAAUGAUUCCCAAAGUAAAGCAGUUGUAUUACAAAGCAACAAUACGCAGAGUUUACAGGAUAUUGAUAUUGAGGAAAAAAACAUUAUUGAACAUUUCAAAGAUAAAUGUACAUUUGCUAGUUCCAAGGAGCCUGCAGAGACAGUGAAUGAUGAACUUUCAAAAGCAGACUACUGUGUGGUUAUCAAUGUGCAGACUGAUGAUGUUUAUGCUUCUGGAAGCAAAGACACAGGAGGGACUAAGAACAUUUGCUCUACUAUAGACCUUGCCAGUACAACUCUCAAGCCACAAGGAAGUCCUGAUACUUUGGCAGAAGUCCCAGUUACAGAAACUAUGAUUUUAGACAGUGCUGAUGCAUUAGGUGUCUAUAGUGCAGAUACAGGUCAGCAGACAGACUCCAGCAAACAUAAAUCUGGCAUUGGUGAAAGUCAUCUAGUUUAUGGUAUGCUUGAUAAGAGCUCUACAGCGACCACAAUGCUUUGCAACAAAGGUGACUUUAUAAGUGAGCUACCCAGUCCCAAAGGCAGUUGUGUUUAUCACAAUGAAGUUGACCCAGUAACUGCACACAAGGACUGUCAGCAUGAGCUGGCUGAAGGCAGCCCUGAACUCAAAACACAAGUGGCAGCUAAAGAUGAUGAAGACAACCAGAAAUGUUCAGAAUCCAAGUUAAGUAAUGUUACAGAAGUUCCUGAAGUGAAAAGUGCUUUAAAUGAAAUGUAUCCAACCAAUCUUGUAGCUUCUGAAAUUCUUGGCGGGUUUAGGACUCCUUUGCAAAAUGACCCUAAACUUAAAAAAAUAACAUCUCGUUUUAUUAAAGAAAAAUCUGGAUUUAACAGAUCUGACCCAGCAGAUGCCACAAAACGCAUAAUGACCAUAUCUCAGUGUUAUAGCAAACUGGAAGUCAAGGACCAGAUGACAACAGAAACUGAUGACAGAAGGGACAAAACACCAAGCAGCCAACCAGCUACAAAUGACUCAGAAACAAAACUAUCAAAUCAGUCAGAAACCAUUGAAAAAAACAUAAAUUCUGCAGCUCACAAUCGGUCAGAAAACAAAUCUUUGGUCCAGACAGUCACUCCAGAUGUUAAAAAGACAUGUACAGAGACGGAUUCUAAUGUUGACAGUGGAAGGGGAACAAUAUUUGAAAGUGAUCAGAGCAGUAUAUCUCAUUCUAUGUACAAAUUAAAUGAAGGAAUCCUCCCAUGUACUAAUUACAGUGAAGCACAUAAAAACAAAAGUUUCAAAAAAGAAAUCCUCAUGCCUAGGGCUGAAAAGACCAAUCUCAACGAACACCAAGAAGACAGCACAAAGAAUGCAAAUGGCGAAAUAUAUUUUCCUUCUUCUGACACUAUGUUCACUUCUGAAAGCAAAAAAAUUAGAUCAGCAUUUGAGUUAAGACCUUUAAAAAAUAUACAGUUCCCAACUUCCCAGAAAUCCCAUGAUAUUCAUUCUUCUGUGAAAGUGGAUCAAGAUGUUAACAGCCAGACCUCAACACCUUUAAUACCAUCUUGUUUAAAAAGAGAUACUGUUUUGCCUCCUGCAUUGCAUGAGGUGUUUUCAACUAAAACAAAUCCCAAAUUGUAUCAGGAUGAGGAACAAAAUGAGAAAGAUUCCCCCACAAUUAAAAGGGCUGCUGACAUGUUGAAUACUUCCAGUAUUCAUCCUUGCCACAAGAGAGAUCCUAGAGACGAGUGGAAUGCAAUAGCACAGACUUUUUGUGAAAUCUCAGCAGAACAUAAGACCACUGAGGUUCUAAAGGUUCCAGUUUCUUAUAGCUAUAUGCCUACACCAGCAGUAUCCAUAUUAAAAAAAGAUUCCUCCAUCAACGUUUAUGCAGAGCCAGAAAAAAACACUCCAGCAGCAUGUUUAAAUUCCCCCAACAAACGUAAUGAUACUUCUGCAAUGAGUCCCGAGAGUGUUUCAGCCAAGUCUGAUGAAGACCUGGAAUUUCAGCAGAGAAUUCAUGACGAAGUCAGCAAGAUACAGAAAUUUCUGAUUUUAGAGAGACUCAGAUGCACAAGGAAACGGAAAAAGGAUGAAAGAGUAGAGGAAAUUCAUUAGUGUUAUAUUGUUCGUUGCUCUGUUGCUAUUCCCCUUUAAAACUUUCUCAGCUACAAACCAAAAACAAUUUACCAGUUGUUUUACAUGUAAGCAGAGAAAAGUCGCAGUUUGGUAUAAGCAGAUAAGGUAUGAAUUCACCAAAAAUUAAAUUUACCAACUUUUCUUUGCUUGUUAUUGACAAAUGUGUUCUGUUACCUUCAACUUUUGCACUAUUUGCAGUGUUGUUAGUGUAAAGCUUAUGUCCUGUUAAAUCUUUAAGUCUGUUGCAGCAAUGACAACAUUGUCAGAAUGUGUUUGUUUCUUCUAAGGAAAACUCAUCUAGGACUUUGUAGCAUAAAGAGAAUUCAGAAUUAUUCUAGACAUGCAAAUGUUAUGGUUGAACUUUAUUUUUCUUCUUCAGAUUUUUAAUAUGAUGCUCUAACUUUCAUGACCAAUAAAUUAAUCAAAAAUGA
This is a messenger RNA of Lepisosteus oculatus (spotted gar), 4155 nucleotides long. It is a transcript of the gene ccdc73, whose product is annotated as coiled-coil domain containing 73. The record is from RefSeq and is a predicted model, not a curated record. NCBI's taxonomy places the organism in Eukaryota, Metazoa, Chordata, Actinopteri, Semionotiformes, Lepisosteidae.